Messenger RNA from Tricharina praecox, 1114 nucleotides. Its product is annotated as putative 60S acidic ribosomal protein P0. Lineage: Eukaryota; Fungi; Ascomycota; Pezizomycetes; Pezizales; Pyronemataceae. Gene Ontology annotation, biological process: cytoplasmic translation; ribosomal large subunit assembly; ribosome biogenesis. Gene Ontology annotation, molecular function: large ribosomal subunit rRNA binding; structural constituent of ribosome. The transcript has 4 exons. The coding region runs from base 94 to 1035 and encodes 313 amino acids. Gene Ontology annotation, cellular component: cytosolic large ribosomal subunit. The record is from RefSeq and is a predicted model, not a curated record.
GUUCACUUUGCGAUCCAGCAUUCAUACCCACCCCCCACAUUAACACCCAAUCUCUUGCACCUUAAAAAUCCUCUCUUCAACAAACAAGAAGAAAUGGGGGUCAAGACCGAUAAGCAGCAGUACUUCAACAAGCUGAAGGGCUUGUUGGAAGACUACAAGUCCAUCUUCAUUGUCUCCGUCAACAAUGUCGCCUCCCAGCAGAUGCACGAGAUCCGUAAGGCUCUCCGUGGCCGCGGUGUCGUCCUCAUGGGAAAGAACACCAUGGUCCGUCGUGCCGUGCGCAUCUUGAUGUCCGACUUCCCCGAGUACGAGCGUCUCCUUCCCCACAUCAAGGGUAACGUCGGUUUCGUCUUCACCAACGAUGACCUGAAGGUUAUUCGCGAUGUCAUCCUCGACAACAAGGUCGCCGCCCCUGCCCGUGCCGGUGCCGUCGCUCCCGCCGACGUCUACGUCCCCGCCGGAAACACCGGUAUGGAGCCCGGAAAGACCGCCUUCUUCCAGGCCCUCGGUAUCCCCACCAAGAUCGCCCGUGGUACCAUCGAGAUCACCACCGACUUGAAGCUUGUCGAGGCCGGAGGAAAGGUCGGACCUUCCGAGGCUACCCUGCUCAACAUGUUGAACAUCUCGCCCUUCACCUACGGAAUGUCCAUCUCGCAGGUCUACGACGACGGCCAGUGCUUCGCCUCAUCCGUCCUCGAUAUCGCCGAGGAGGACCUGAUCAAGGCCUUCAUGAGCGCCAUCAAGGCGAUCGCUUGCAUCUCGCUCGCCGCCAACUACCCCACCCUGCCUUCGGUCGCCCACUCGCUCGUCAACACCUACAAGAAGGCCGUUGCUGUUGCCCUGGCCACCGACUACAGCUGGGAUACUAUUGAGGAGCUCAAGGACCGCAUCGCCAACCCCGAUGCGUACGCCUCGUCUGCCCCUGUUGCCGCCGCUUCCGGCCCUGCCGAGUCCUCCAAGCCUGCUGAGGAGGAGAAGGCCGCCGAGGAGGAGGAGUCUGAGGAGGAUGGUGGUUUCGGUGGUCUCUUUGACUAAACUCAUCGAUAUCAGCCGAUACAAGCAGCUAUGUAGUCCGAAAUUUGCGAAGACAAUACAGAGCUGAACCACCAACAAG